Molecule: messenger RNA, 3222 nt
Organism: Diabrotica balteata
Lineage: Eukaryota; Metazoa; Arthropoda; Insecta; Coleoptera; Chrysomelidae
Source: the annotation of a GenBank genome assembly
UUUAAUUCUUAGGAAUCGUUGUCAGUUAACUUUCAUACUUUUUACUUUGAUUUUAUUGUAGAAUAAUUUCUCAACAACACUGUUUAGUGCCGGCCUUUAAACGAAUGUGAUUCUAGACUAGUUGUUAAUUUAGUUAUCUUUGUUGAACAUUUUAGAAAUUUACAAACCGCGAUGGCUGAUUUAUUGUCCGUUCCUCUUAAGAAACCCAGUGAUGUAGACAUCAUAACUCCUUUAAAGAAUUUAAUUCAGUCCCGGUACAGCACUGCAGAUAAGCCUGAAGAUUGUUCAGAAGCUAUAAAUGAGUUUUCCAAGCAAAGAAAUAACGCUAUCUGGAAGGCCUUUGAAAAAUACGAGAGCUCAUUGGAAAUUAUUUAUGGAUACUAUGAUCAAAUAGUGGCUUUAGAAGGGAAAAUUCCCCCACAGGAGUUACAAGUGCCCUUCAAAUGGAAAGAUGCUUUUGACAAAGGAAAUCUUUUUGGAACCAGGAUGAGUUUAACUAUUUCUUCCUUGAGUUUCGAGAAGGUAUGUGUCCUUUUCAAUAUAGCUGCUUUGCAGAGUAGCGUGGCUGCUGCCCAGAGUGUCGAGAGUGAUGAAGGACUCAAAUUGGCAGCUAAAUUGUUGCAGCAAGCCUCUGGAAUCUUCAACUAUUUGAAAUCAACAGUGAUGCUUGCCCUUCAACAGGAUCCUACUCCAGAUCUAAAUCCAGACACUCUUGGUGCCCUCUCUCAACUGAUGUUGGCCCAAGCUCAACAGAUCUUCGUACAUAAAGCCAUACAUGAUAACAUGAAAGACGUAAUUGUCGCCAAACUAGCUUCGCAGUGUGAAGAUCUAUAUGCAGAAUGCCUUAAAAUAUUUCAAAGAGAUAACCUCAAACACAUUUGGGAUAAGGAUUGGAUUCCAACAAUUGCUGGUAAACAAGCAGCACUUGGAGCUGUAGCUGAGUUCUAUCAGAGUCUAGUGUGCAAGGCCAAUAAAACCAUAGGACAAGAAAUAUCCAGGUUGAGGAGAUCUAAUGAACUCUUCAAGGCUGCACAAUCCAGAUCUGGCAGGUCGUUCUUCAAUGAAGUAGCUUCUAGGGUAGAAAGAAACCUCAACGAAGCUAUAAAAGAUAACGACUUCAUUUACCACGAGAUUAUUCCAGACAUUAAAAGUGUUGAACCAAUCGGUAAAGCUCAACCCGCCAAAGUGCUACAAGUAGCCCAUCCAAUGAGCCAAAAUUUCAACGACUUGUUCACUGAGUUAGUACCCGUGGCAGUCCAUCAGGCUCUAGCUUCUUAUGACAUCAGAAAAACCGAAAUAGUCAAUACUGAGAUCACUAAAUUAAGAGAAUCGUCUCAGUUGUUGAACGGUCUUUUAGCCAGUUUGAAUUUACCUGCUGCUAUCGAGGUUACCGGUAGUGGAGAUGAGGUACCUCCGUCCAUUUUGGAAAAAUCCAACUCCAUUAUUUCUUUAGGAGGCCUAGGUGAGCUAGAACGCAUGGUCACAGAGCUACCAGAACUGUUGAAGAGAAACCAAGACAUUUUAGAUGAAACAGACAGAAUGUUAAAUGAAGAAAAGUCGUCGGACGAUGCGCUUAGAUCCCAAUUCAAGGAAAAAUGGACUAGAACUCCAUCUGAUAAUCUUACCGAAAUGUUUAAGUCCAAUUCUGCAAAAUAUAGACAGAUAAUCAAUAAUGCUGUUCAAGCCGAUAAGACUGUGAGAGAAAAGUUUGAUACCCACAAACAAGGUAUGGAACUAUUGAGUAAUGGCCCAGGAGCAAUACACAGUGCACUGCCCAGUGGAAACGGUGGAAGCGUUGGAAAUUCCUCUGCCGUUGAAACUUUGAGGGGAUUAAUGGAAGAGGUGGACACAAUUAAGGCCGAAAGAGAAGCCAUUGAGGCUGAGCUGAAGAGUCCCACGACCGAUAUGAAAGAUGCUUUCCUCGGUGCUCUAGCCAAAGAAGGCGUCAUCAAUGAGGCAGCUAUUUCUUUCGAGAACCUAGGCAAGAUCUACGGUCCUCUACAAAAACAAGUCGCCGAAAGUAUCGAGAAACAAGGAUCUUUGGUCCAAAGAAUACAACAAGCUCAUUCCCAAUUCGUGUCUGAGAGGGGUUCUACUGCUGGCGGAAGAGAACAGAUGAUGUGUUCUUUGGCCUCUGCUCACGACGCUUUUAAGGAUUUAUUGAACAACUUACAAGAAGGCACCAAAUUCUACAAUGACCUGACACAGAUGUUGGUAACUUUCCAAAAUAAAGUAUCAGACUUCUGCUUCGCCAGAAAAACAGAAAAAGAAGAACUACUGAAAGAUUUGACUCAAGAAACCAGCAGAGGAACCCCCAUACAGCCUUCUACGCCAAGCUAUCACACAGAACCACCGAAGGCUCCCGAACCAUCUCCAGCUGCACCACCACAGCAGUCUCAAGCUUCGGGAUAUCUACCGUAUCCAGUGCAAGGACAGGGUAUGCCGGUACCAUACGGAGCUACACCUAACGCUCCUUAUCCUACGUAUGUGCCUCCGCCAAUGCCUCAAGGCUACAAUCCAUAUGGAACCAUGCCUUAUCCAUCUUCAUAUCAAUUCCCACAAGGUCCACCAGGCAGUUACCAGAACAUCCAACAGGCUGCUCAAGCGCCAUUCCCUCAACAACAGUUUGGCCAACAACCCGGAUAUGGUCAACAACAAGGAACUUAUCCACCUGGAGCUUACCCUCCAGGAAGUUAUCCCACCUGGCGUUAAAUCCUGUGUUAAAUUUGGCCUCUAGUCCAGCAUAUAGCACUGCACAACGUGAAUAACAGAUCUUGUAUCAAUUAUAAAAAAAGAUAGACAUCGGUUAUAUUCAACAGAAAUGAUAAAUACUCGAUUUUUGGCUGCGCGUGUUUCGCAUUACAUUUUUGUACGGACACUGCCUUAAUUGUUGAAAAAGAAAUUUCUUUUGUAGUACUAGUAUUAGAAAUGUAACAGUGAUGGUUUAAAUAAUAUUUUUAGAGGUAUUCUGAUUCUAGAAAUGCAUUUAUAAGUUCAGUUUGUAUAUUUCUUUAUUCAUUUUCGGCUCGUUGGAUAUAACCGAGUUUUAUUUUUAAGGAAAAUGCUUAAACCCUGGCUUAUACAGUAAUUUUUCAAUGAAUUGGGGUUGAAAUUGUAUUCUAUUUAACAUUGUGGUAUCUUAUUGAUAUAUAUUUGAUUAUAUUCUUCAUUAUUCUAUUUUAAAAUCAUGUUUUUUAAUAAAUGAAUAUAGUUUAUGUCAUA